AUGGCGAACAAUACGGACACCAAGCCCGCACCAAAACGUGGCAAGAAGAGGGGAAACAAGUUGCAGAUACCAUGGCUUUACGAUUUAGUCUUGUGGUCAAUGUCUGUUCUGAUAGACCUCUUCUUUCGAGAGGUCUACCCUCGAGGUGCCUGGAAAGUACCCAGGACCGGACCUGUCAUCCUGGUAGCGGCGCCUCAUGCAAAUCAGUUUGUUGAUUCCUUGGUCCUGAUGAGGAUCAUGAAAAGUGAAGCAAAGAGACGCAUCUCGUAUUUGAUAGCAGAGAAGUCUACAAAGCGCAAGUUUAUCGGAUCUCUGUCCACAGCCAUCGGGGCAAUUCCAGUGGGAAGAGCUUUGGAUAAAGUGAAGCCAGCAACAGGAAAGAUAUUCCUUCCCGAUCAAGACAAUGACCCUACACUUCUCCAGGGAGUCGGCACGGAUUUCACAAACGGCCAAUUCGAAAUCGGAGGCUUGAUCGUGCUACCUAAAGUCAAAGGUCAAUCUCCAAGCACCGAAAUCGCCGAGAUUUUAUCACCUACCCAACUACGGUUGAAGAAAGCUUUCAAAACUCCCGAAGCCAUCGAAGCUCUGACAUCGAACGGUUUAGAAAGUGGAAAGAAUACCCCUGGUGGUAGUAGUGGACCAAAAGUCGAAUCUCGCGGGACCAAGUUCAGCGUGGCUCCAUUUGUGGACCAGACAAAAGUGUAUAAUGCAGUCUUCGAAGAGCUUGAUGCCGACGGGUGUAUUGGUAUCUUCCCUGAAGGUGGCAGUCAUGAUCGACCGGAUUUGCUUCCAUUGAAAGCAGGAGUAGCAAUCAUGGCUCUCGGGGCUUUGGCCAACAAUCCAGACUCUGGAGUGAAGAUCAUCCCGAUCGGAAUGAAUUAUUUCCAUGCUCAUAAGUUUCGGUCGCGGGCUGUCAUCGAAUUUGGACAUCCUAUCGAGGUUCACCCUGAUCAGGUCGCAGCGUAUAAGGCCGGAGAUAGGAGAAAUGCCGUUGGUUCACUCCUCGAAACCGUCUUCCAAGGCCUAGUUGCGGUAACACAGACUAGCCCGGAUUACGAUACGCUAAUGCUUGUCCAAGCAGCUCGCCGUUUAUACAACCCGACAGGCAAGAAAUUGCCUUUGCCAUUAGUUGUGGAACUCAAUCGGAGGUUGGUUCAAGGCUAUACACAGUACAAAGACGAUCCACGGGUCAUGAAGUUGAAAAAGGAUGUUUUGGACUACAAUCGUCAACUUCGAACCAUGGGUAUCAGGGAUCACCAAGUCGAAUGGGGUAAUGCCGCCAGACGACCAUGGUGGCUAAUCCUAGGCAUUUUGCUGUACAGAUUGGGAGAACUUCUGUUUCUCGGAAUCUGUACUCUGCCUGGUCUGGCGAUGUUUUGGCCGGUUUUCGUCACUACCAAGGUGAUCUCGGUCAAAAAAUCCAGGGAAGCUCUCGCAGCCUCGACGGUCAAAUUACAAGGUCGGGAUGUCAUAACUACCUGGAAGCUGCUAGUGGCAAUGGCAUUUGCACCAGCACUUUAUGCAUACUACACCAUUAUCAUUACUGCUUGGUUGGUGUACAAUCGAAGGGAUGGCUACUACACACACCAGGUGCACUGGUUACUGAGAGCACAUACAUAUGUGCCUAACAUCAUGCCUACAUGGCUAUUCUCAGUCUUGUUUCUCAUUUUAUGCAUCAGUAUCACUUUUGCAGCCUUGAGAAUGGGGGAGAGAGGAAUGGAUGUGGUCAAAUCCCUCCCACCACUCUUCGCCGCCUUGGAUCCCCGGUCAUCGAGCCGCCUCAUAAAGCUGCGAGAAAGUCGGCAAAGACUGUCUGCCGAAGUGACAGAUGUGAUCAAUGCACUUGGCCCAGAAGUAUUCCCCGACUUUGACGCCAGCAGGAUUGUGGCAGAUCCUUACAAGGAGGGAGCAUACCAAUCAAGCUAUAAAGCAAUGCCAGAAGAGCCAAGAAUCACUGGUGCAACAGAACCUACUACUCCUACAUCUGGUGCCAUGGAGGACAAGACUCCCGGAACGCCGACUGGAAAAUCUUUUGGUCUACUGCCACGCAAUGAGUCAUUCGGCAAUAUUGGUACGUUUGGAUUCUUUGCAUCACGACCCGCUACUCCAAAGAGUCGCAGCCGGAGCAGUUCUGCGGGCGGAGCCCUAGCAGCUCCGUCCAUCAAAGGAUUUAGCACUUUGGAUGGCAAGGCGAGCUUUGAUGAGGUGAGUAGACAGCUUCGUGGAGCGAUGCGAGAACGAGGUCGUAAAAGAGGCGAGAGCGAAGGUGGCGAGAGUCAUACAGAAAGUAGUUGGGACAUGGCGUCGGAUGGACAGAUGACACCACCGACAGAGGACGAGGAACCGAAGAAGGAGAGAUGA
Molecule: messenger RNA, 2361 nt
Organism: Exophiala bonariae
Lineage: Eukaryota; Fungi; Ascomycota; Eurotiomycetes; Chaetothyriales; Herpotrichiellaceae
Exons: 2
Coding region: 1-2361 (786 amino acids)
Biological process (GO): phospholipid biosynthetic process
Molecular function (GO): glycerone-phosphate O-acyltransferase activity; glycerol-3-phosphate O-acyltransferase activity
Source: RefSeq, a predicted model, not a curated record